AUGAACACAUACUUUGACCUUGAAGUGGAAGCCUCCUCAGCAAAUGACUCUGAUGUUAGCAGCCAAGUUGCUUCUAACAUCUCCAUCCAAGAAACAUCUGCUAAUACCUCCAAUGACAGUGCCGCCAACUCCACAAAUCCUGUUGCAGCACAACAAGCGUUGGAGCCUAUUUCCCUUGACUUAACUCUUAGCUUCAGUAAUGAGGACUUGGUGGGAAGGGAUUCUGUAGGACUCUCAUUGUCAAGCACAAGUGAGAGCAGCAAUGAACCUGCAUCUCAAAACACAACAGCAGCCACUCCAAGACUUUUCUCUUGCAAUUACUGUCAAUGCAAGUUCUUGAGCUCACAGGCUCUUGGUGGUCACCAGAAUGCGCAUAAGAAAGAAAGAACGCUGGCAAAGCGCGCUAUGCGAAUGAGUAUGUUCUCUGAGAGAUACACGAGCAUAGCGUCGUUGCCUCUGCAUGGAUCUUCAUUCAGGUCUCUAGGAAUAGAAGCACACUCAUCAGUGCAUCAAGGGUUUGCACCACCAGUGAGGCCUGCUGAGAUUGGAAGCAGUGCAAGAUUUGAACAGGGGUAUUUGGGGGUACCCAUUUUCUUGGUGGAUGAUGGGGCUGAGCUGUUAUGGCCUGGUAGUUUCCGUCGGGCUGCUGAGACAAGUAACACUCAUCCAAGUUUUGUACUGACUCAUGAAAGUUCAAAUUCAAAUUUUGUAGAGGUCACACCGCCCGUGGACGUAGAGACCAUGUCUACACCAGAUCUCACACUGAAACUUUGA
Molecule: messenger RNA, 774 nt
Organism: Prunus armeniaca (apricot)
Lineage: Eukaryota; Viridiplantae; Streptophyta; Magnoliopsida; Rosales; Rosaceae
Source: the annotation of a GenBank genome assembly